Molecule: messenger RNA, 414 nt
Organism: Durusdinium trenchii
Lineage: Eukaryota; Dinophyceae; Suessiales; Symbiodiniaceae
Source: the annotation of a GenBank genome assembly
AUGACGGGUGCCACCAAAAGAAGCACACAUGGUAUCCGAAAGCUUUUGGGGUGGUUGUUUCAAGAUCACCUUGAUAAAAAGGGUUUCCAAACUGGAACCUGGUCUUCGAAAUCCCGCCUUGGGCGGGUGUAUCAACCCUCUGUGAUGCGAAGGCGUGAAGAGGGUCACCCGGGUGACCCUUCCGCUGCACAUGGCGAAGAGGUGCUUCACUAUCUCGGCGAAGAGGUGAAAGUCCUAACAAUGCGAGAGGCCAUCCAAGUGAUGAAGCACAGGUGCAAGGGCACUUCUGAAGCUCUAUCCGAAGAGAAGCCGCUGGCGCUUGGAAGUUCAACUUCGUCCCCGUCAUCUGAAGAGAAGUCACCUGAAGAGAUCCUACCCAUUGCACUCUCAGGGGAAGAGAUUCGUUCCAUCUGA